GUCGCCUGCAAAAGCUGCCCGGAGGAUUCUUUAACGGAUCCGAUAUCGAAACCGACCGCCAAAUCACACUGACGAUCCAAUUUUCUUCGCUCACAAUUGCAGUCUUUUCAUGACUUCAUCCUCGUUAUAGCAACAAUGUCAUCGUUCUUGCAAAAGCGAUCAACCCCCAAUCCAUUCACGAAGCCUUAUGCACUAUCCCCGCGCUUUUCAUCAGCAUUGCAGAGACCCAUUUCGAUCUUCACCCGUUCAGGCCUCAUAAUUCUGCUCUGUCUCGUGGUAUUCCUGGGAGUGCUGCUUCCUUGGACGGGAUUGCCCCAGUUCAUGUUCCAAAACUCCGCCGCCUCCCUCUCGAAAUGGCGCGACUACACGCUGGCAGAGGCGGUUUCGUUUGUCGCCAAGAAUGGGACUGUCAUCGUUUGUGCUGUGAGUCAGCCUUACUUGCCCUUUCUCAACAACUGGUUGAUUAGUAUUGCGAGACAGAAGCACCAAGAGAAGGUGCUGGUGAUAGCUGAGGAUUAUGCUACCCUCUAUAAGGUCAAUGAGAAAUGGCCUGGCCAUGGCGUGCUUGUCCCGCCGGCACCGGAUUCACAGACUGCCCAUAAGUUUGGUUCCCAGGGGUUCUUUAAUUUUACAUCUCGAAGGCCUCGGCAUUUGCUGCACAUUUUGGAGCUUGGGUAUAAUGUCAUGUAUAACGAUGUUGAUAUGGUCUGGUUGGGAGAUCCUUUUCCAUAUUUGGAAGGAAAGCAUGAUGUGUACUUCACAGAUGACAUGGCUGCGGUGAAGCCUCUGAACCACUUCCAUGAUUUGCCUCCUCCAGGGAAGAAAGGGCGCACUUACAUAUGUAGUUGCAUGAUUUUCCUCCGCCCCACAGAUGGAGCAAAACUAGUUAUGAAGAAAUGGAUUGAGGAGCUUCGGGCCCAGCCAUGGUCCAGAGCACAGAAAGCAAAUGAUCAACCUGCAUUUAACUGGGCAUUAAACAAAACUGUUGGACAGGUGGACCUCUACCUGCUACCGCAGGCGGCAUUUCCAACAGGAGGAUUGUACUUCAAGAACCAAACUUGGGUGCAGGAAACUAAGGGGAUGCACAUCAUAAUCCAUAAUAAUUAUAUCACAGGUUUUGAGAAGAAGAUCAAGCGUUUCCGUGAAUUUGGCCUCUGGUUGGUGGAUGAUCAUGUCCUUGAAUCUCCACUGGGCAAACUAUGAUAAGUUGUAGCUCAGAAGACCUUACUAUCUUCUGCUGCAGAGCCAAUCACAGCAUUGUUAACCCUCGGAUGAACUGCAGCUUGCCUGUUUACAUCGCCUUUUUUUUUUCAUUUACUCUCACGUUAUCAUGCAUAUAAACAUGGAGCAUUAGAAGCCAAUGGUGCAGCAGACUCUUUAACAGCUUUCUUCCUUUUCAACAAGGUUUAAUCGGGCACUUGCUGUUGAAUGUUGAACGGGACUGCAAACGCAUCUGAGUGCAACAGUUAAACAAAGUUCACAAUAUUCAAAUAUCUUUUCCAAGAAUCAAAAAAUAUGAGAAACAUAGAUUCUUCUGUUGUAUAAACUGCCUCAUUUAUU
Messenger RNA from Rubroshorea leprosula, 1560 nucleotides. The record is from the annotation of a GenBank genome assembly. NCBI's taxonomy places the organism in Eukaryota, Viridiplantae, Streptophyta, Magnoliopsida, Malvales, Dipterocarpaceae.